ACGCGGCGGCUGUGGUGGCACCGGUCCGCGUUCCCUCUCCCUGCGCGUCCCACAGUUGCCCGACUCCCGACCGCUUUUUCCUGCUGACGCAAGAAGCAGUCAGUCUCGUAGCACGCCUCUCCGUCUACGCUCGUCGUCGCUCGAGCGACGCCAUUCCGCACGACGCAUCAUCGGCUGAUAGUUUCCUCGGCGACCGGAUAAAAAAACCGCAGCGAUAAGCGUCCUCGAGGGGGCCCCCACCCGACAACCCCUGGCCACAAGGCCGGGGCUCCCUCUCCACAAGAGCGCCACCCCGGCCAGCGGCGGCAGCAGCCAGGCAGGGUCUGGCUAUGCCUCCUCCGGACCACGUCGCAGUGCGAUGCCGACCAGAUCGACAGCAGCUGCAACGCUGACCAGCCGGUGUACGUAGACUGAACGAGCGACCCACGUGUUCACGCUUCGAAGGAUUUACUGCACGCGAUAGUCCGGGUUCCACCAUGGCUUCACCGAGGCCGGCCAUGGAGCGAGGGUGCUCACGGGUGUGCGUCAUACUGCUCUACCUGACUGGCAUGCUCCUCAUCAUAGCUGGCGCCGUCGCGGGUGGCUUCAUCGUCAACUACCCCGACAUCCUCUUCUAUCUGGCCCUUGCGUCCGGGUCAGCUAUUGUGCUCGGAAUCCUCUUUGUGUCGUUGUCGGCCUGUGUGUGCUCCAGGCGCAGGCCGCCGUCCUCCAAGGAUGCCCAACGGAAGUUUGCCGCGCCAACGUCGAACGGAGUCAAGGGCAGCUUGGCCACUGACUUCAAGGAAGCGUCCGUGGGCUCGCGGGAAGAGCUGAACGGCUCGGCACCUUCUUCGCGGCCCAGCGACGGACUGUUAAACAUUGCGCUCGAGAAGGGCGAGUUCUUUCACAAUUCUUCCAUCGACGCGUCGAACCCCAAGAAGGCGCAACAGAAACCCGUGACAAGCUCACCGCGGACGACGAAGGCGAAGCUCGCUCGGGAUGACGCCGUUUUCCCGGAGCCGCCGAAGGUGGCUGAAAUCUCCGCUGCCCAUCGGUCCCAACCCGACAGCCUUCGAAAAGCGAAGGCGAAGAACGGCAAACUCCCCAAGUCCCCGGCGAGCGUCGGUGACUUCGCCUCGUUGGGAUUUCAGGAGGACGACGGCGUCUUCGCGCCGGAAGAGGCGAAGAGCAAGCCUUCUGUAAAAGGGCGCGGAAGGGUACCGUUGACGGCAUUCAAGCAAACGUCGAAAUCGGUUUCGGACCUGGACGACGAAUCAUCGUUCGAUUCCACAACGCGGGCUCCCCAACAGCGGACUGCAACGACGCGUCCGGAAACGCCGCAGAUGGAGCCUCGGCUGGCGGUCAGCUGCCACAACAUCCUGAGCGAGGAGCCCGUGCGUGUGGGCAUCGCGCACCUGCGGCAGCGCGAGGACACGGUGGCCAGGAAACCUCCGGUGCCCCGCAAGGUGACCGGCAUCGCGCUGCCGGGCAUGGUUCAGCGAGCGCCCGCGGCCGGUGCGUCGUCGCAGAGCCAAGACGACUUGAGUCGCGUUCGCCUGAAACCGACUGAGCAGAAGCCUCGAGGUUCGCUGCGCGACCAGGUGCCGGAGGACGGCAAGCAGAGGCUUCAGCACAAGUCUGUGCCGGACUUUUUCCUGCAGGACGGCGGCGCCAAGCUCACUCUGCUGGACAGCAGUUCCAGUUCCUACGGCAAGUCGAGCCGAACCACGGCGCCGGAGACGCCGCUCAACACGUCCAUGGCGUCGUACGCCGAGCCGGUUGGGCCCGAGGACCUGCACAGGUGCAAUACCGUGGGGCUGCCACCGGUGCCGCUCCCGAAGCCCGCGACGAGCGGCCAGCAGUUCCGCUUGUACACGCCCAAGGAGGACGCCCUUGUGAUGGACAAACAGCCGCUGAUGGCAGACUGGGCGGCCAGCGUUUCGUCCAAAAGCGACACAUUUUCUAGUGACGAGGCAGAAUGCCAGAGACAGCUUAGCUCGUCCCAGGAGCUGCUUAUGGGAAGUGUCAAGUGCCUGGAAACGGAAAUCUAGUUUUAUGUGUGCAUUGCCGACAGUGAAGGCGCCUGGUGUGCCCUUCGAUGAAUAGCGAGUGGCCAUUUAGUUGUGACGCUUGGUUUACUACAUCCAUCAGACUGCUGAACGCUAACUACUGUCGUGAAGAUUAAAGUGUGGUGAUAUUAGCGCAACCUUCGCGAGUAAUAUUUCUCUCAUUUGAAUUUUAUCUGGAGUGAAUAUUUGCGCACGGAAAGUAACAAACAAAGGUUAAUGUGUACAUGUCUUAGACGAUGACCUGUACUCACGUAGUCACAUAGGCUAGACGCCUUCAUAUAACUUCUCCCCAAACGACCUAUAUCACCUUUUAUUAUUUUUCUUUCUGAGUACGGAUAGAUAGAAAGUCUGCUUUGACAGAUAGCGGUGUAACGGAUUUUCAGGUGGAUUUCUGAAGAAGGCUCAAACUAUCUGCAUGAAAAAUCGCAAUGUCCAGACACCUAAGUAAAUAUUCACACAUUAAACUUUUUUUUAAAAUUUGCAUUUGGGAACAUGUCGCGAUUGUAGAAGUCAUGUCUUCUUAGCCUAAUACUAGCACCACUUUAGAGACAUCCGUCCUAAAGAUCAGCCAAAAAAUACAUUGGCGUUCCAGUUAAGUUCCUUCCAAAGUGCUAGAGGUAGGCUUCUGGAAAACUGGAGCGCCAGUGUAUUUAGUAGUAGAUUUUAAGGGACUGAUGUACAAAAAGGGCUCCUAGACUUCGGACUUAUGCUAAGCCAACAUGACUACUAUUCGGCUUCAAUUUUGCAAUUUCGACAUGUAUCGCGAUAUGAUUUAUUAAAAGUAAUUAGACAACCUUCAAUUAGCUACAUGGACAUCGCAGUUUUUCGCACGAGUAAUGUUCGCCUCUUCAGGUGAUCCCCCUGAGCAGGGCGAGUUGCAAUAUAAGCUUCAAGUAAUCUAAAUGCCUUUCCUCUCUUUGCUCUCUCUCUCUCUCUCUCUUCAAGUAAUCUAAAAAAUAUAUGUUCGACCUAAAAAAACGCAUGAUGUGUUCCGUGUUAUACAGUGUGUGUGCUCGUCGUUACACAGUGAUGUAUACAUCUUCAGCCGACUGAUACUACAUGGUACUAUCGUUAUUUUUAUUAAAGCAAACGCGCGAUCGCUUGCCAGAUA
Dermacentor silvarum is the source of this 3159-nucleotide messenger RNA. RefSeq lists its product as uncharacterized. The coding region runs from base 477 to 2030 and encodes 517 amino acids. The record is from RefSeq and is a predicted model, not a curated record. Lineage: Eukaryota; Metazoa; Arthropoda; Arachnida; Ixodida; Ixodidae. The transcript is spliced from 3 exons.